Dendronephthya gigantea is the source of this 3289-nucleotide messenger RNA. Its product is annotated as ATP-binding cassette sub-family G member 2-like. Gene Ontology annotation, molecular function: ABC-type transporter activity; ATP hydrolysis activity; ATP binding. The transcript is spliced from 16 exons. Bases 220 to 2292 code for a protein of 690 amino acids. Lineage: Eukaryota; Metazoa; Cnidaria; Anthozoa; Malacalcyonacea; Nephtheidae. Gene Ontology annotation, cellular component: plasma membrane. The record is from RefSeq and is a predicted model, not a curated record.
AUUUUCAAUAUUUGAGGACCUGCAUGUGAACUUCAAAAGUAAAAGUCUGACUGUGACAAAUCUAUCCUUAAAUGCAUGAGGUUUUCCCGAGGGGGUGCGUAUGUAAUCAGCUGUUUUUACGAUUAGAAGCCCCGUUCAGUUUUUCCACAAGUGAAGACCGCGCUUCAUUACUAUUCAUAAGAGGAAAAGCAAAUAUAUUGACGGGUCGUACCUCGCACAAUGGCUGCUGCGACAGAGUUUACGGAUUUAGCCAGAAUAUCAACCGUUAACAGUAACAGCCGAAACCAUGUUGAAAAUAAAGGCUCCUGUGAAGAUUUCGUUGGAUACUCGGUAGAAAACUCCAGUUACGGGAAAGGUUAUGACAGGCUCUCGAAAGACUGUAGUUCGUCAUCGUCUGAUGCCGAGCCAGCUGGCUCAGGAAAGAAUACGGCUGUUCAGCAUGGCACAACGAUUUCCUUUCAAAACUUAAAAUACAACGUUGAAAUUAAAAUCAAGAGGAAAAAAGUUGUGAAAAGUAUCGUCAAAGGAAUAAGUGGUAUAUUUACGCCUGGAAUGAAUGCAAUUCUUGGUCCAACUGGUUGUGGAAAAACCACGACCCUUGACAUGCUGGCUGAUCGCAAAGAUAUGUCACAAGUGACAGGCGACAUUAUGGUCAAUGGUACAAAGAAACCGUCAAACUUUAAACGGAUGACCGGCUAUGUUGUCCAGCACGAUGUUGUGAUGGGGUUACUGACAGUUCGUGAAAACAUAUAUUUCUCGGCAUCGUUGCGUCUGCCUUCUUCUAUGACCAGCGAAGAGAAAGCUCAAAAAGUCGAUAAGCUCAUUGACGAGCUAGGACUAAGCAAAGUUGCAGAUUCUAAGGUGGGAAAUGAAGUCGUGAGAGGGAUAUCUGGGGGUGAAAAGAGACGAACAGGGAUUGGAAUGGAACUAAUCACGUCACCACACGUUCUAUUCUUGGACGAACCAACCACUGGUUUGGACGCCUCGACUGCAUCUAGCGUCAUGCAAUUACUACACGAUCUGAGCAGAAAGGGAAACACAAUCAUAUUCUCAAUACAUCAGCCAAGAUAUUCCAUCUUCAAGCUGUUUGAUAAUAUUUGUCUCUUGGGAGAUGGUCACAUGAUGUACAACGGCCCUGCGCAGGAAGCGCUGGGGUACUUUGAAGAAAUAGGGUAUCAAUGCGAACCGCACAAUAACCCGCCUGAUUUUUUCCUGGACGUCAUAAAUUCAGCGAAACUUGAAACGGCUGAUGAUGAAGUAAACGAUACGGAGAAAGGAGAGAUUACCAUUUUGGAUCUUGCUCGGAAGUUCAAAGACUCGGCCCAAGGUCAGGCAAUUCAGAAGCAAGUAACUGAGAUCUUCGAGAACAUGAAAGCCAACCCAAACUCUGAAGCCGCGAUAAAUACGAAAUACGCUCAGCAAAACCGCUACGCCACUGGAUGGUUUAAACAGAUGGGUAUUGUUGGUCAGCGUUCUGUCCGCUGUCUCAUACGAAAUCCGUUAACCACAAUCGUCCAGUUUUUUGUGAUGGCAUUCCUUGGGCUUGUUGUUGGCGCGUUGUACUUCAAAAUUGAAAAAGAUGAGAAAGGAAUUCAAAACAGGGUUGGCGCUUUCUUCUUUAUCAUCAUGAACAUGGUUUACGCAAACCUGGACUCCAUUGAGCUUCUUAUUAAAGAAAAGUCUAUUUUUGUCCACGAGUCCGCGAGUGGUUACUACAGAGUCUCGGUGUAUUUUCUGGCAAAAAUCUUUGCCGAAUUUUUACCGUACAGAGCGUUAUCUGCAUUUUUGUUUGCGAUAAUCGUCUACUGGAUGGCAGGUUUUGAUUCGGAUGCGGGCAAAUUCUUCAUCUUCGUUUUAACGCUUGUGCAAGUCGCUGUUUGUGGAACAAGCUUCGCGUUUCUCUUCAGUGCGACAUUUGGAAUAUUUGCUGUGGCAAAUCUAAUGGCGGCCGUCCUCUACACAAUAAUGCUGGUUUUUGGUGGUCUUUUACUCAAUCAAGAGUCGUUUGGAGAUUGGAUCGGCUGGUUCAGAUACUUGAGUAUUUUCAAAUAUGGAUUAGAGUGUUUGGAAAUUAAUGAAUUGGAUGGUAUGGAAUUUACCUGCCCCAUCGUAGUCAGUAACACGACUGGAUUUUCUAGCAGUUUACCUUGUCUUCAAGGCUCGGAGUAUCUGGUCUCGCAGGGUAUCGAUGCGGACAUGUUAUGGUGGAAUCAGCUCAUUUUAUUUGCGAUGAGUUUUACGUGUUGUUUUCUCACAUACUUGCAGCUUCGACGUGUAAAGAAAGACAAAUAAUUUGCCGUGAUUCUAGUAAUCUUUCACAUGCAAAUCAUCGAUGUCCGGACACUGUAUAUUAAUUAAUGACGCGCAAUAUCUCGUAUAUAGGCAUCAUGAACGAUUCAUGCGAAAUUGCCAAAUUCGUACCUCAGUCCGUAUUCGUUUCACAAGAUGCAACUCGAGCUCGGCUGCAUGAAGUUGAAUCAGUUGAAUGAUAGGCUUUGACUGACUUUGGUACCAGUUACAACGGAUACCGGAUUAGUUUUUGUAUCGAUUUAUCUAUGACUCGAUAUAUACAUAUGAUAUUGGAUUGAUUCCAGAUACAAACAAAAUGCAUUGCGGUGAUUGCGCACAACUGAAGAGCGAACAAAAAUAUACCGGAUUACACGGAAGCAGAAAUGUACCGGGUCAUUUUCCAUAUCCACUCCAGAGCGAAGUGAUUUCGCACCGGAUUGCUAUAUCCUCGUGUAACUGCAACAAAUGAAUCUGAUUUGGAAAGUAAUCUGCCGUGGUACGCUACUAAUCUGGUAUCGCGUGUAACUGGGACCUUAAUGUAACGAUAUAUACUCAAUGUACAUGCUUUGAACGACCAGUUCUUGCUCAUUUUAAAAUAAGCUUUAGGCGAACGGAAAAAAUCUGCAACAGUGCAUGAACAUGGAGUAUAUAUAUAUUUCAAUGUUUACAUCAUUUUUAAGGGGUUUUUUGAAUGAAUUAUUUCUGAAUUGGCGACACAGAAUCACUGCCAUCGUGAAAAAAUUGCAUGAAAAAUAGCUUUAUGUACUGCAGAGGUCAUCGUUAGAAUUUUAUUUUAUAAAAGAGAUUAUGGAAUCCAAACAAACCAUUCAAAACGUAACACUUCCAGCUAAUAUUGAAACUAGUUGUACUAGUUGAAAGUUGAAGCUGCUAUGUUUAAUCGUACACUCACAAAAGCGUUAUAUUCCUGUCUUUAAACGCGAGCGUUGACGUUGUUCCUGUUUUGUUUUCCCUGUUUUCAAUCGUUGCGAUUUGAUAUUGU